AGCGCGCCCGCUCCAGCAGCUACUGCGACCCCGCUGCGGAUGCAGUUUGGACUGCGUCGACGAACCAAUCUGGCUCGCCAGGCACCGACGCAGCCGAGCUGACUGAGGCCUCCAAACCACCGAAGGGAGACCUUUCGACGAGUGAUGCUGUUCCUCGGCGCACCUGGUCCCGCAGCGAUCCCUCCGACGACCGCCUUCUGCUGGGCUUUGCAACUACCGCGGCUGAAUACCUUAGCGGACAAGUCCUCAUAUCAACCACACCGCCACCUCGGGUGACGCCAUUGCUGGAGAACUAUGCUAUGCAGUCCUGGUACGACUCCCAUGACCUUGGCAACCUUGUUACCUACUUGGUCUGAUGUCUUGCUGCUAGCCUUCCGGUAAUCUGUAUAUGGGACGGUUAGCUCGUACUUAAGUGCCUCUUGAUGACAUAUUUUCAUUGGUCGGCCCAUUGGAGGAGACUUCUAGUCCGGUAAGGUCACAGAAAAGUUAAAUAGUCUUGUGGAUUGGUGGACCUGGUCCCCGAUUAAAUCUUUUCCUCCACUGUACUGCGUCAUGGCUAAUGAUUCGGUUGCAUCGUGGGUUAGUUUGAGUCAGUCGAGUAGCCCAGUCUGUACUGCGAAGUGGGGAGAAGGUUGUUUCUUUCAUUAGUCGGGUCAGACCAGUUGGUUGUAGGGCUCAUUUUUGUUGUAAACAAGUGCCGUUGCUUUGGCUAUAUGUGGUGGUAAUUUGCCCUUCUAGAAAGACUAGAAAAGUACUCUUGUGCACUUCUUCCUAGGAAAUCUAAUUGACUGUGCAUAGAGCCCGAAAUGUUUUGAAGAGAUAUGUAUACUACUUAGGUGAACGCGCUUCUCACGGUUAAGGUUGGCACGGGUGGCUGAGAUGCUUUUCAACUGAAGGCCAGCAUUGUAUUUGUUAGUAGUCUUUCUUCACCUUGAGUCCUUCCUUCUGUCGGUAGGCCAACUUUGAGUCCUGUCAAGGUUCCACAUACUUCGACGCACAUUUUGACUUCUACUUAUUUCUACUUGGCACAGCCGUGAUCAUGUCUGACCCAGUCAACUCCUAUGACGUCACUAAUCGUCCCACUUCACGCGCGACGAUUUGCAACAUUGGGUCUGGACAGCUAAAUCCAUUCCCUCCUCCAACGACGUGGACCGAAUACGGAAGGUCCAAGAGCCACUUCCAUGUCAUGUCAAACCAGGUUUUAAUUUUAACGCCUUCCGGUUGGCAACGAUGCCAGGUUGAGCUCAGUAACACUGAGCUCACUAGGCAGACGACGAAGAAUGUGCCCAGGUCACCGCCUUUAUCGUCCUUCUUUAGUGACCUGAGUUAUCCUCGCGACUGUCUCAUCCGAGACCGAGUCAGUGUAUUUCUUUCGCGGGAGGGCUCUUACACAGCGUCAGCCAAUCACCUCUAGUCUUCACCCAUCUUCCGGGCGUUUGCCGGUACACUCGGACCUUUGUGACGAUGGCGAUGUCUUGUUGUCGAAUCCAUAGAAGGCUUCUGAUGAUUAUGAAAACCCUGAAACCAGCGCCGAUUAGGAGGCUGGUAUCCAUAUUUUGUUCAUUUGACAGCAGCCUCGCCCAGAUGCAUUUUGAACUCUGCUUUUUCGAGUUUACAGCAAUUAAUCUCUAGGGUCCUUUCUUUUGGUCAGUAACGCAGUUCGAAAGGGCUUUGUCCAUCUCAACACUCACAAGUUAAUUGACCAAUCUAGUGACUUCAUUCACUCGCGACACCGCACUCCGUAGGUCACCAGAGCUUGAGGCCUGCGUAGUCGAAAUCACUCGGGUUGAAUACAUUAGGACUUAAAGUUUUCGGAAUUCUGAAUGUUGCAAACGAUUUCGGCCAGUGUUUAAUACGGUAUUGAUUGUUUCCGGAUGCGUGGUCCAUCCUGUUGUCUGGAGACGAAACAGUUCUCUUUCCGGAAUUCUGAACCACGUGUCCGUUCCCUGCCUCUGUUCUGUGCACUCCUAGUCCCGCUCGAAGACUAGGUAGGCUCCACCGUCUUUUCACCUAUGUGGCCGCUGCUCAGGUCCUUUGCCAAACUGUCAACUCUUUCCGGACGCUUGUUAGGCAUUUGAAUUACCACAGUCGCAGAGACCGUCGCGCCCCUCUUUCUUGCGAUUACUCUUCUGAGGAGAAAGAGGUGCUCACCUGAUCACGGGACGUGUUUGGCUGACGUUUCGAAGAGCUGGGGCGGCUCUCCAUUGUCAAAGCGUCUUGUGAAUGGAGAGCCGCCCCGGCUCUUCGAAACGUUAGCCAACCAAGUCACGUGAUCCGGUGAGCACUUCAUUUUCCUCUGACUAUCAACCCGGAUCUCUUACUUUUUCUAACCUGAGAUUACUCUUCUCUUUUUCAUCCCCAGGCUAAUGUCCGAGAAGCACCUACUGCACUUCACUCACUUUGUGGGCUCCUACGUAGAACUGCUCUCCUCCUGGGGCCUGAUUCACUGCCGUACGCGACUCUCCCUGCAAUGGCACAAGAUCCUUCUCUGGAUGAGCGCUCGUGCCAGACCCGACUUCUACUCCCGCCUACUCCUGCCCCCCGUCUCCGCUGCAGACACGAAAGAGACGACUGCACGUCGUCUCCUCAUCAGCCCUCUAGAGUGGACGCACGGAAGCCCGCCCAAGGCCAUCUACUCCUGGACGAGCCUGCAACUCACAGCGGUCUCCAUCCUCUAUCCUCCCGACCUGGCGGCUACCGCUGUAGACAGCGCGGGGGAGUCGCCGGCUCAAGAACACGCUCGCCUUCUGCCCGCUGGGCUGGAUCCCGCGGAAGAGGGUGUGGAAUGGGAGCAGCUACCGCCUCCGCAGAGGGAAGCGGACCCCUCAGCCGAGCGCACCACAGCUGCCGUUUUGCUGCGCUGUGCCAUCUGUCGGGUGGUUGUCCGUGGCAUCGUCAUCCUCUGUCCCCUCUGUCAUCACGGGGGCCACUUUGAUCACAUGUUCCAGUGGUAUGCACAUUGCCUGGCCGGCAAUCGCAAGUUCAUCUGCCCGCAUGUGAACUGUGAUUGUGCUUGUGCCGCGCUGGGCAGUACUCUGGGCAAGCACUCCUCUCUGCGACCCGACAUGACCUCCCUGCGUCAGUUUCGAGUUCAUAGGGACUCUGUGUAG
Molecule: messenger RNA, 3110 nt
Organism: Spirometra erinaceieuropaei
Lineage: Eukaryota; Metazoa; Platyhelminthes; Cestoda; Diphyllobothriidea; Diphyllobothriidae
Source: the annotation of a GenBank genome assembly